GUUCUUAAUCAAACUAAAUUCCACCACGCGCCGACGACAGCGUGGCAUAAAACAUCCAACACCAAAUUGACCGCGGUAAACUCCGAAAACAGAGCGCGCGUACGAGGUUUCACUGUUUUAAGAAGGCUGCUUUGCUUCUUCGUCGACCUCAGAAAUCCAAAUCAGAAUCCCGAGAAAUUCGUCUCCGGGAGAACCAAAAAAAAAAGAAAAAAAAGAAGAAGAAGAAAUUGGACCUUACGUUUCAGUCCAAUCCCUGAUCUUUGAUCCUCAAGAUACAGAUUUUUCAGGGGGCGUUUCUAUUUAUGUCUCCCUCUAAAAACGCCCACGAAAUAUUUGAGCUUUCAAAGAUUCAGCUUAUUUUCUUUCUUUUUUCCUUCUGGGAUUUUAGCUUAGAUUAGGAUUAGAUUGCAGAGUUUUACAAUUUCAGAUUUUAGUUUCUGGGUUUCGAAAAGCCCAUGUAUUUGAAUCUGAAUUCAGGGGUGGAGUCUGUUUGCUUCACAUUUCUCUCUCUAAAUCUCUCCCAAAAGAUUUACAAAUUCAGGUUCAAACUCAAGGAUUAGACCAAAAACAGCUUCUGGGUUUUGUUUCUUUUGGUAUAUAUAGUCUAAUUUCGGAUUCGGGUUCUGGGAUUUCGGUUUCGUUUCGGGUGGGGUUUGGUGGGGAUGGGUGCUAAUUUAUCGGGUAGACUUUCGGAUAAGGAGGGUUUGGUGCAGCCAAGGCUUGGGGAUUUACCAGAGAGCUGUGUGGCAAUGGUUUUGAUGAACAUGGACCCUCCUGAGAUCUGCAAAUUGGCCCGGUUGAACCGGGCUUUUCGCGGUGCUUCAUCGGCUGAUUUCAUCUGGGAAUCGAAGUUGCCACCGAAUUAUCGGUUUAUUGUAGACAGGGUGUUUGAUGAAACUACUAAGUUGAACAUUUCAGGGAAGAGGGAUAUCUAUGCCAGGCUUUGCAGGUCUAAGUCCUUUGAUGGUGGCACAAAGGAAAUUUGGCUAGAUAAAAACAAGGGUGGUAUCUGUUUGUCGAUUUCUUCGAAGGCGUUAUCGAUUACAGGGAUAGAUGAUAGGAGGUAUUGGAAUUUCAUAGCAAUUGAUGAAUCUAGAUUCCAGAUAGUCGCCUAUCUCCAACAAACCUGGUGGUUUGAAGUCAGUGGAGAGUUUGAGUUUCAAUUUCCAUUAGGUAGAUACAGCCUGUUCUUUAGGCUCCACCUUGGCAGAUCCUCGAAGAGAUUGGGUCGCAGAGUAUGCAAUUCUGAGCAUGUUCAUGGCUGGAACAAAAAACCAGUGAGGUUCGAGCUAUCAACUUCUAAUGGUCACCGUGCUGUAUCCCAAUGUUACUUGGAUAAUCCUGGAAACUGGGUCGAUUACCAUGUGGGAGAUUUUGUUGUUGACAAUCCUCAUGCUUUGAUCAAGAUCAAAUAUUCGAUGACCCAGAUCGAUUGCACUCACACCAAAGGCGGUGUUUGCGUAGACUCUGUGUUAAUAUACCCUAGUGGUGUGGCAAAAGAGCCUUAGCUUGUUUUUGUAGGCAGGUAGAGCUGCAAAUUACUAGUUAUAGGAAGUGUGCGGCCCCUUGGAUGUGCGGCAGCUCUAAGAAAGAAAAGAUUUAAAUUAGUGGUUGUGUUUAGGGGCAUCUGGUGUCUUUUAGAAGUCAAAUGUGUAUAUGUAAUCUUCUAUUUGAAGUGUUGGUUUGCAAAGAAUGCUUUAUGUAUUGUGAGUUGUGAUCACUAGUAAUCGAUGAAUUUCAUUCCACAAAGAGCUUCCUUCU
Molecule: messenger RNA, 1761 nt
Organism: Prunus dulcis (almond)
Lineage: Eukaryota; Viridiplantae; Streptophyta; Magnoliopsida; Rosales; Rosaceae
Product: F-box protein PP2-A13-like
Exons: 3
Coding region: 663-1508 (281 amino acids)
Molecular function (GO): protein binding
Source: RefSeq, a predicted model, not a curated record